UUGAUGGUUUAGUUUGAAUAAUACCACCAACCUUACUCUGUAAAUCUGGAGUUUGUUGACUUAUAUGGAUCAAUUUCCACUUUCAGAGAGAAUUCAUUAUAUUAAUGACUAUCUAAAUAGUAAUUGUCAGUUAUAUAGCCCUGUAUUAACAUAGAAGAGUUAGUAGCAUUUGCAUCCAUUUUCAACUUUAAUUUUUUUUUUUCACUGCUGUUUUUUUUUUGCCUGCCUGUCUGCCUCAUGAGAUCGAUCUAGACAAAAUAUUCGACCUAAAAAGCCAUUGACAGGUUUAACUCAUUUCAUUAUAAUCACCAACAUAUGCCAUGCUAAGAGCCAAUUUGAAGCAUCUUAGAUCAGGAGUCCAAAGGCGGUUUGCAUCUGCUGCCUCAUCGUUGGCUUCCCAACAAGCAUUACUCAGUAAAUAUCCUAUUGGGUUGAACCUUCAUGGAUUUGUAAUUGAAAAUGUACAACCAAUUCCUGAAUUUUCAUUAGUGGCAGUGUUAUUGAAACAUCAACAAAGUGGAUCAGAACAUCUCCAUUUAGACUCUCCAUCAGAUAUUAACAAUGUUUUCCUGAUUGCUUUCAAAACUAAUCCACCUGAUGCUACUGGUGUACCUCAUAUUUUAGAACAUACUACCUUAUGUGGGUCAUAUAAGUAUCCUGUUAGAGAUCCAUUCUUUAAAAUGACUAAUAGAUCAUUAAGUAACUUUAUGAAUGCCAUGACUGGUCAUGAUUUCACGUUUUAUCCAUUUGCCACCACCAAUGCCAAAGAUUUUCAAAAUUUAAUGGAUGUAUACUUAUCAUCAGUUUUUGAACCAUUAUUGACUUAUGAAGAUUUCAUUCAAGAAGGUUGGAGAUUGGAAAAUAAAGAUAUCAAAGAUAGUAAAAGUGAUUUAGAAUUCAAAGGGGUGGUAUAUAAUGAAAUGAAAGGUCAAAACUCAAAUUCAUCUUAUUAUUUUUAUAUUAAAUACUUGGAAUCAAUUUAUCCAUCACUUAAUAAUUCAGGUGGAGAUCCAGCUAAAAUUCUUAAUUUAGAGUAUGAAGAUUUACUUGAUUUCCAUACUAAGAACUAUCAUCCUUCAAAUUCAAAAACUUUCACUUAUGGUUCAUUGCCUUUAAUCAACCAUUUACAACUGUUGAAUAAGUAUUUUUCCAUAUUUGGUGCUCGUAUAAAGAACUUAGAUGUAAAACAACCAUUAUUCAAAGAUAUAACUGAAAAGAAGACGAAUAUCGAUGUGGAAGGACCUCUUGAUUCUGCAUCUGGUAAAUCACUUGAAGAACAAUACAAAUCAUCAAUUACCUGGAAUUUAGGUGAUCCAUUAGACAGCAGUAGACAAUAUGAACUCUUCAAAUGGAAAAUACUCAGUUCGUUGUUAUUUGAUGGACAUAAUGCUCCAUUAUACCAAGAUCUUAUUGAAAAUGAAUUUGGAGAUGAUUUCUCAGCUAAUUCAGGUCUUGAUACUACCACUGCUUUAUUUUCAUUCACUGUUGGUGUAAAUAAUUUAACUGUUGAGAAAGUUGAAGCUUUAGAAAGUAAAAUUGUAUCUAUUUUAAAAGAAAAGGCUUUACCUGAGUUUGAAAAUCCAACUAGUUCUUACGGUAAUAGAGUUAAUGCUAUUUUGCAUCAACUUGAAUUGAAUUUCAAAAAGCAUAAACCAGACUUUGGACUUGGUUUAUUGAAUUCCAUUGUUCCAUCAUGGGUUAAUGGAUUGGAUCCAGUUCAAUCUCUUAGAAUUGAACCUAUAAUAGAACAAUUCAAAGCAGACUAUGCUUCUAAUGGAUUAAAGGUAUUUGCCGAUCUCCUUACUGAUACCAUUUUGAAUCCAGAUACUCAAAGAGUACAAUUUACUAUGAAACCAAUCGAGAGAUUUAAUGAAAAGUUGGCGGAAGAAGAAGAGGCCACCUUAAAGACUCGUGUUGAAAAACUUUCUGAUGAAGAUAAAGAAAUCAUUCAUAAAAGAAGUCUUAAUCUUUCAGCCAAGCAAGCUGAAGAACAAGAUACCGAAGUUUUACCAACAUUAACCCUUAGUGAUAUACCAACUCAAGGUACUUAUUAUCCAGUUGUUUACAAUAAUGACAUUAGUGGAGGUAAAACCUCAUUACAAAAGAGAGUUGUUGAUACUAAUGGAUUGGUUUAUGCCGCUGCUACUAAGGAUAUCUCAUACCUCCCAACGAAAUAUUACAAGUAUAUUUCAUUGUUUACAUCUUGUUUAACUAACUUAGCUGGAACUAGUGCUACUCCAAUUCAUGAAUUAGAAACCAAAAUUCAAGAAAAAACAGGUGGUAUUUCUUUCAAUACUAGAAUUGUCAAUGAUCCAUUCGAUAUUAGUAAAGCUAGUUUACAGUUCCUGUUAUCAGGAAUGGCUCUCCGUUCCAAUACCACCAAUAUUUAUGAUUUAUGGAAAGAAAUCUUGACUGAAACCAAAUUUGACGGUUCUGAUGAAUUGGUAGUCAGUAAACUUUCUACUUUAAUUAAAAACAUGGGUCAAAACCAAUAUGAUAAUAUUGCUGAUAGAGGACAUUCAUAUGCUGCUGGUUCAAGUAGUUCAAGAUUAUUACCAAGUAAAUAUAUUUCUGACAUUAUUAGUGGUCUUUCUCAAGUUCAAUUCGUGCUUGAAUUAAAUUCUAAUCUCGAAAAGCAAGGAAAGGAAUAUUUAAUAAAGGAAGUGCUUCCUGUUUUAAAAGAAAUCCAAGAUUUAUUAAAUGAUAAUAAUGCUUCAAAAUAUAAGUAUAGAUUAGUUGGAGAUGAAGAAUCUAUUAAUGAAAACGAAGUAUUAAUUGAGAAAUUUGAUGAUAGUAUUUCUACUUUAAACCAUAAUAAAUCUCAUACUGAAGAAUUACAAAACUUGUUAGUGUCAUUCAAUUCAAAUAAAUUAGGAUUAAAUUCAUCAGCAAAAACACUUAUAGAUUUACCUUUCCAAGUUAGUUAUUCAUCAUUAGCCAAAUCUGGUGCUUCAUAUGCCAGUAAAGAUGGUGCUGCCUUACAAGUAUUAAGUCAAUUGUAUACUUUCAAGCAUUUACAUUCUAUAAUCCGUGAAGCUAAUGGAGCUUAUGGUGGUGGAUUAACUUAUGAUGGAUUAAGUGGAUUACUUAAUUUCUAUUCUUAUAGAGAUCCAAAUCCAUUAAAAUCAGUAAAAGCAUUUGAAGACUCAUUUCCAUAUGGGUUAAGUGCUAAUUGGACUGAGAAGGAUUUACAAGAAGCUAAACUUCGUAUUUUCCAAAGUGUUGAUGCACCAACUAAUAUUUCUAGUCAAGGUUCGACUGAAUUUUAUGAUGGUAUAACUAAUGAAAUGAGACAAGAAAGAAGAGAAAACUUUUUAAAUAUAACAGGUCAAGAUUUGAAUGAUGUUGUUGAUAAGUAUUUAGUAGGGAAUGAUGUAAACCUGAUUACUGUUAUUGGUGACAAUGCCAAUUUACAAGUUAGUGAUGAUUGGGAAGUUCAAAAGUUAAAAUUAUAGAAAUAGAUUAAAAAAAAAGCCAAUGUGUAAAUAGGAUAAAAAUAAAAACAACUGUAUAUAUGAUUACAAAUGAU
Scheffersomyces coipomensis is the source of this 3529-nucleotide messenger RNA. RefSeq names its product Cym1p (gene CYM1). NCBI's taxonomy places the organism in Eukaryota, Fungi, Ascomycota, Pichiomycetes, Serinales, Debaryomycetaceae. Gene Ontology annotation, molecular function: metalloendopeptidase activity; metal ion binding. Gene Ontology annotation, cellular component: mitochondrial matrix. The transcript has a single exon. The record is from RefSeq and is a predicted model, not a curated record. The coding region runs from base 321 to 3455 and encodes 1044 amino acids. Gene Ontology annotation, biological process: protein processing.